GGUGUAGAGAGAGUAGCAUUGGUGGAAGAGUCUAUACAGCGGAAUUGACAUUGAUGGACCUUCCCGGAGACAGUGUCAGUGCUUGCAUGCGCCUUACUGAGCGUUUGAUUGGGUCUUCGAUCUAUCUUGUGUGCUGAUUGCGCUUCACGUGGAGGGAUGUCCGAAGACAGGGAGGCCGUGCUCGUUCGCUAAGCAUCGAGUUUUUGCAUGAAGCAACUAGGAUGGCUGUGCAGAAUGAUAGAUUGGCAUGGUAGCUGAAUAGGUCGAUUGAUGUCAGCUGUCUGUACGGAUAAAAUUCGGCAGAAAUAUAGAGAACAGAGACACACAGAGAGAGAGAGAGAGAGAGAGAGAGAGAGAGAGAGAGAGAGAGAGAGAGAGAGAGAGAGAGUAGCUGUUCAGGCAUAAAUGACAAGGUAUACACAUAAGGGGAGAUAGAUAGAUAGAUAGAUAGAGAGAGAGAGAGAGAGAGAGAGAGAGAGAGAGAGAGAGAGAGAGAGAGAGAGAGAGAGAGAGAGAGAAGAAGAAGAAGAAGAAGAAGAAGAGGUAACAGAAGGCGUUGAUGAAGAUGAAGACAUUCACGAAGGCGUUGGUGAAGACGGCGGCGAAGAUCGAGAAGAGUGUUCAAAACACAGUGCAUGAUGUGGCUGGUCCUAAGCCCGUUCAGGAUUACGAGUUGGUGGAACAGGUUGGAUCUGCUGGCCCGGGCUAUUUAUGGAAACUUUACAGAGGCAAACCGAAGUCUAAAUCCGCCAUCGCUAAUUCCAAUAACUCUGAAGUCUGUGUUUGGAUUUUGGAUAAGAAGGCACUUGCUGACGAGAGGCACAAGAAAGGAACUUCCAAGGCCGCCGAGGAGCAGCUGUUCGAGGUUUUUCGCGCCGACGCAGCGAAUCUUACCAAACUUCUUCAUCACGGCGUCGUCAGAGUGAUCGAACCUCUGGACGAAAGCAAAUACAUGAUGGCUAUGGCUACAGAGCCUAUCUUUUCCUCUCUCGCUAAUGCUUUAAAAGACUUCACUAAUGUUAACCAGCCCUCGCAAGACUUGAAAAAUGUGACUGUAGUAAUUGGGGCAAAUGGCGCUUGGAAGCUAUGUGGACUUGGAUUUGCAACGGCGGAGAAAACACCAGAGCAACCUGAUACGCAGCAGUCGACAUUUUAUUACCCUGAAUACGAUAUGACUCAGCCAAGCUUACCUCUUCAGCCACCGCUCGACUAUGUGGCACCCGAGCUCACCCGGAACAACUCUGGACCCGCGACGAUGGCUGCAGAUAUUUUUAGCUUGGGGCUCAUCGCUUGCCGCUUGUGCGGUGGUGUGUCAAUGGUCAACUCUCAGGGCAACCUGAAGACGUACCAAAGUGCUGUGUUGUCGUUGCACUCAAGAGAUUUUCAUGGCAUAUCAGCGGACUUGGUGUACGAGCUUCGGCGUAUGUUGAGUUUAGAUCCAAAUGGGCGACCGAGCGCUGUCGAGUUUGGAGGCAUUACAUUUUUCCGCGAUGAUCCCAAAGUAAGGGCUCUCCGCUUUUUGGACCGAAUGGCGGAGAGAGAUGUCGUUCAGAAGAUGGAGUUCCUGAAGGCUCUUGGCGGAAUGAUCGGCAUGUUUGAUAUUCGAAUCCUGCGAUAUAAGGUCUUGCCGCCUCUGGCGAUUGAAUUACGUAAUGAAACAAUGCAAACCAUCGUUAUUCCCAUGAUCAUGUCUAUUGCGGAAUCCCAGGACAAAAAGAAUUUUGAGACCGCCGUGUUGCCGGCGCUUCUUCCGGCAAUGCAGACUGCUUCUGGCGAUGCGCUUCUGCUUCUGCUGAAGCAUGCUCCUGUGAUCGUGGAUAAGAUAACAGGGGAAAUACUUCGCGUUCAUCUGCUUCCGAUGUUUGUUAGGGCGUUAGAUGACUCGGAUGUGCGCAUGCAAGAGGAGGUCUUGAGGCGCACUGUGGCAACUUGCCAGAAGCUGGACUAUCAGGUUCGGGUGCAUGCCCUCGUCUGUUUAGGCGAGCUUAUUCCGCGGAUGGACAAGCCAGGAGUGAUGGAGGUCUUGACAACUUGCUUGAAAUGUGUCACUGUUGAUAAAAGUGCGCCUACGCUGAUGUGUGUGCUAGGCAUUGGGGAUGUGCUUCUUAAACAGGCGGCGGCCACGUUCGCACCCCCAAUUGCCAAUGGCAAUACAGCGCCGAAGGCAUCAGCAGGGGUCUCUUCUGCUUCUGCUACGAGUACCACACUUGCGUGGGAUGUCAGCGAUUGGUCAUCGUCUUCAAAACCAAGUUUGCCUGCUCUUGAAUAUGCGUCUACUGGAGGAGGAGGAGGAGGAGGAGGAGGAGGAGGAGGAGGAGGAGGAGGAGGCAUGUCUUCGAACCUGUUGACAGGAGGACCAGGUGUUUGGUCACAGCCAAGCCAACCUUUGCCGGCACCAAUGCUUCAAAAUGCUCCUGCCCAGCCAUUGGGCUCAGGCCCUAUGUCGAACCCCACAGGCCUUGGGGACUUUGAUUGGCUGCCUUCCCCUUCAUCCAGCCUUCAGAGGUCUGGAAGUAUGCAGCAGAACAGCGCUUUGUCGAUGAACCGAGCACCCUCUCCUUCUCCUUCGGCAUGGGACACCUUCGGCGGUUCCAUGCAAGGUACAUCUAGCAGCGUAGGCAGCGGUCCCAUGGCCGGUCCCACUAUGGUGAGCCGGGACGUGGGGAGUCCCAGGCUGCAAAUGGACUCGAACGAUCCGUUUGCAUCCUGGCCUGCCUCCUCCAGCGCUGCAUCGUCCGCAAGCGGGCUUGGUGGUCCUGGCCUUGGCGGGUCUUUUGGUCUGGGAAAUUCCAUGUCAGGGUUUGGCAGUGGUAUGAUGCAGCAGCAGCAGCCGCCACCUGCGUAUGGGGGCAGUGGUAUGAUGCAGCAGCAGCAGCAGCAGCAGCCGCCGCCACCUGCGUAUGGGGGCAGUGGUAUGAUGCAGCAGCAGCAGCAGCAGCAGCCGCCGCCACCUGCGUAUGGGAGCCACAACGGCUCAUUUGCCAUGCAGGGAGGUAGGGGGCCCUCAGGUGGAAGGCCUGGCAUGAAUGCCGUCGGCAAUUGGAUGGCGGCAGACAAUACCGCGCUGAGACAAACGACUGAUUACGGCAGCAAUCUGAACUACUCGCCACGCAUGUCGAUGCAGAAGGGUCCAACGCCACCCCGACUGCAGCCCCCACCUGGCGGAGUUUCGCGGUCGAGCGCGGCUAGUAGGGCCAACAACAACCCGCAACUUCACCCGCUAAGCUCCACGAAUCGGGGUAACAAUCCCCAACCCCCCCCCCCACUGCUCGAUCUUCUGUGAGUGACUGUCGAGACUGCUCGAUCUUCUUCUGCGAGUGAGUGUCCGGUUUCGCUCCCCGAUCUUCUGUGAGUGAGUGCCACAAUUAGAAUGAGCUAUAUUGCGUUCGUGUAUUGCCAAUCCCUUUUGCUUUUGCAUUCGUAUGUGAGCAUGUGGUUGCAGGGUGUCGUCUCCCAGGGUGUACUUGCGUUUGCCUUUGUUGUAUUUUAUCCUCUUUUGAUGGCGUUUGAUGGCUUUUGAUUUCGUUUCAUGGGUUGUUGCUGCUCCUUAGCUAGGCCGUGCGGUUGAUUUUCAGUAGUAGUGUUAUUACUUA
Messenger RNA from Chara braunii, 3593 nucleotides. The record is from the annotation of a GenBank genome assembly. Lineage: Eukaryota; Viridiplantae; Streptophyta; Charophyceae; Charales; Characeae.